Molecule: messenger RNA, 1757 nt
Organism: Pleuronectes platessa (European plaice)
Lineage: Eukaryota; Metazoa; Chordata; Actinopteri; Pleuronectiformes; Pleuronectidae
Gene: ube2m
Product: ubiquitin conjugating enzyme E2 M
Exons: 6
Coding region: 164-721 (185 amino acids)
Source: RefSeq, a predicted model, not a curated record
CAGGCUAGCUCGGCGCUAGCAGCUCUUCAGUGUAAUUAGUUGAGACGCACCGGCUCCAUCACGUCCCGGUGCCGUUAGACCGAACCGAGCCUCCUGAGAUCCCGCACAGAGCCCGCACACACCGCAGCAACACGCAGCAGCAGCAGCGACCACACGACUGAAGAUGAUUAAACUGUUUUCACUGAAGCAGCAGAAGAAAGACGAGGAAUCUGCUGGAGGAAACCGAACAGGAGCCGGGGGGAAAAAAGCCAGCGCGGCCCAGCUCCGGAUACAGAAAGACAUCAAUGAGUUGAACCUGCCAAAGACGUGUGAGAUCAACUUCCCUGAUGACGAUGACCUGCUCAACUUCAGACUCAUCAUCUCACCAGACGAGGGUUUUUACAAAGGAGGAAAGUUUGUCUUCAGCUUUAAGGUAGGACAGGGUUAUCCUCAUGACCCCCCCAAGGUAAAGUGUGAGACGAUGGUGUAUCACCCCAACAUUGACCUGGAAGGAAACGUCUGCCUAAAUAUCUUAAGAGAGGACUGGAAGCCUGUGUUGACAGUAAACUCCAUCAUCUACGGUCUACAGUAUCUAUUUCUAGAGCCGAACCCUGAGGAUCCGUUGAACAAGGAGGCGGCGGAGGUUCUGCAGACGAACCGGCGGCUCUUUGAGCAGAAUGUCCAUCGCUCUCUGAGGGGUGGCUACGUUGGCGCCACCUACUUCGAGAGGUGUCUUAAAUAACUCGGCGUCCCACCAACCCCCAGACUCCCCCCACUCCUCCCCCUCCUCCGUCCUGCUCGUUGGCAGAAGCUGCUGAGACAGGAAGCCGCUCAUCAGAAGACGACAGACCCAUCCCCACACACACCCCACCUGCUCACACUUAGCCCCCACCCCCCAGUUCUCCCUGUUUUAUUUCUGAGACGCAGAAUUCAACCGUUUACACGCCACAGGGGGGCGCUGACACACACCUGACUGGACUCAAAAAGAUGGCUGAUGAUGAUGAUGAUGAUGAUGAUGGGGGGGGUAGUUGCUCAGGUGAGACAAUGAUUCGGUGAACGCCACAACGCCUCUGAUACCCACAUGGUUUUUAUUUUUUUUAUUUUAUGUGCGUGGUGGAAACACCUGAGUUUAUCAGGUGGUCAGAAGGACACGCCCACCUCGUUUUUGCUGUCAUUUAUUCGCUCCUCACAUCAGUCGUCAGCAAACUCCAAACUGAUCAGGUUGUCAUCAGGGAGCAGGGCUACUGACGUUAAGGCAACGUGAUGACAGGAUGGUGGUCACCGUGAAAACACUCCCGUCAGGCAGCCAUUGUUUUGUCAGUAGAAACUCAAAGUCGACAGUUUCCUGCUGGUCAUGAGUCAACGGCAGGAGGCUGGGGGGGGGGGCGCUUGAUUGGGAGGUCUUUGCUACGAGCCUUCAAUAAAAAAAGAAUUAUAUAAAAAGUAAUCAUGCCUGCCGCUGAUCACAUGACACCAGAUCAGCUACAGGUCGGACUGGUGGCCCCAAAUGACAGCGUUAGCAACGUGAAGAUUGAUUGGUUUGGAGUUUGCUGCUACACACACAUAGUAUUAGGGGCGGAGCUAAGUGGCUCCGCUGUCAUGGGGGUGGGACGAUCCGUGUGUUUUAAAGGAGCAGGGGGGGGGGGGGGAUAAAUGUUGGUGGGGGUUAUAGCAGGGCUUAAAAUGUUUGACUCUAUUGUGUAUAUUGAAACCCAGCUGUUCACAUUGACUGCAAUAUGAUUUAUGUUAAAUAAAAUAUGAACUUGAAAGAUUAGAAA